Messenger RNA from Salarias fasciatus (jewelled blenny), 2680 nucleotides. RefSeq names its product early growth response 1 (gene egr1). The transcript has 2 exons. Gene Ontology annotation, molecular function: RNA polymerase II cis-regulatory region sequence-specific DNA binding; DNA-binding transcription factor activity, RNA polymerase II-specific. Gene Ontology annotation, biological process: regulation of transcription by RNA polymerase II. The record is from RefSeq and is a predicted model, not a curated record. NCBI's taxonomy places the organism in Eukaryota, Metazoa, Chordata, Actinopteri, Blenniiformes, Blenniidae. Bases 514 to 2052 code for a protein of 512 amino acids.
AAAGGAGCGGGGAAACCUCUCAGCUCAGACAGCCCUGAGAGUCCACAAGAGCAACUGUUAGAGCAGAGAGAGACAGACAAACACAUUGAAACUCCCGAACUGAGAAAUAUCACACCAAAAGUGAAAAGUCAAUUCAAAACAACAUCCAUCCAAGGUCAAAACCUGAUUGGAUCAGUAAUUUUAUGCAAGAAAAGAAAAAAAAAAUCAAGAUUGAUCCGUUUAUUAAUCUGGAUGCAUCUUAGGGAAUGAGUAUUAAGGAUACAUUUGAUUUUUUCUGAAAAGACAAGUGGAUCUUUACUCAUCUCUCAGUGACAAAGGAAAACACCAGGACCACAGGAGCGCCAGAGCCACGGAGCAAGGCAGAGAACAGCAUCUUGCUCGGCAUCAGCAGAAGUGUGUCCCUGCGCUGGGCGAAGUGAUUCCCUCCACUCAGCCAGCGUGCAGCCAGCCUGCCUGCGCCUCGCAGCAGCCACCAGCGCAGCAUCAGUCCUGCAGCUUCAGCACCGGCAGAGGAUGGCUGCAGCCAAGACCGAGAUGAUCCUCCCAGCCCUGCAGAUCUCUGAGCCCCUGAGCUUCCCUCACUCCCCCAUGGAUAACUACCCCAAGCUGGAGGAGGUGAUGAUGCUCAGCACUGCGGGGACCCCCUUCCUCACUGCCUCGGCGCCCGAAGGUGCAGGCUUUGGCUCUGGAGAGCCAGGAGAGCAGUACGACCACCUUGCUGGAGAUACGUUACCUGAUAUCCCCUUCAACUGCGAGAAGCCCGUUGUGGAGCAGACCUACCCCACCCAGAGGCUGCCCCCCAUCUCUUACACAGGCCGCUUCACACUCGAGCCUGCGACCACCUGCAGCAACAGCCUCUGGGCGGAGCCCAUCCUGGGCCUGUUCACGGGGCUGAUGGGCAACGUCGCUCCCAGCUCCAGCGCUUCCUCCACUGCCUCACAGACCACCUCAUCCUCUUCCACCGUUCCGUCCUCCUCCACGUCCUCCUCUUCUACCUCCUCUUCCUCAUCUCAGAGCUCCAGUCUCAGCUCCUCGAUUCACCACAGCGAGCCCAAUCCCAUCUACUCGGCCGCGCCGACAUACUCCAGCCCAAACUCUGACAUCUUCCCAGACCAGGGGCAGGCUUUUCCCGGCUCGGCGGGGGCGGUGCAGUACCCGCCGCCCGCCUACCCCAACAGCAAGACCUGUGGCACAAGCUUCCCCGUACCCAUGAUUCCUGACUACCUUUUUCCUCAGCAGCAGGGAGAGAUCAGCCUGGUGCCUCCUGACCAGAAGCCUUUCCAGAGUCAGUCCAGCCAGCCCUCCCUCACUCCUCUGUCCACAAUCAAGGCCUUUGCCACCCAGACUGGUUCCCAGGACUUAAAAAGCGUGUACCAGUCGCAGCUGAUUAAGCCCAGCCGCAUGCGCAAGUACCCCACGCGGCCGAGCAAGACGCCGCCGCACGAACGGCCUUACGCCUGCCCCGUGGAGACCUGCGACCGCCGCUUCUCGCGGUCCGACGAGCUCACGCGUCACAUCCGCAUCCACACGGGCCAGAAGCCCUUCCAGUGUCGCAUCUGCAUGCGCAACUUCAGCCGCAGCGACCACCUGACAACGCACAUCCGCACCCACACCGGCGAGAAGCCCUUCGCCUGCGAAAUCUGCGGGCGCAAGUUCGCUCGCAGCGACGAGAGGAAAAGGCACACAAAGAUCCAUCUAAGACAGAAGGACAAGAAAGCGGAGAAAGCGGGAGCGGUGGUGGUAACGACGGCGCCGGUGUCCGCCGCCUCACCUGCCUCCAGCUACCCCUCUCCCAUCACUUCCUACCCCUCACCAGUGUCCUCCUACGCCUCCCCAGUGACCUCCUGCUACUCCUCUCCGGUCCACACUUCCUACCCGUCUCCGUCCGUCGCCACCACCUACCCGUCGGUCUCCAUGUCCAGCACCUUCCAGUCACAGGUCACCUCCUCUUUCCCGUCCUCAGUCGCGUCCAACAUCUACAGUUCCCCCGUCCCCACCCCUCUGUCAGACAUGCAGACCACCCUUUCCCCAAGGACAAUCGAGAUCUGCUAAAAAAUAAAAAAAAAAAAAAAAGAGCAAAGAGAAAAACUUUUAAGGCUCGCCACACCUCUCCUUUCUUAAGGUUUUUUGAGGGGAAUGAAAUCAGCAUCAAAAGGAUUUAGGUUUUUUUUUUUUUUCCUCCCUCCAAAAAGCACUUUUCUGCUCCCUGUGCAGUGUUAGGUGAAUCUUGAGAUUUACCUGAAAGAGAGAAAAAGACACAUGCCAAGGACUGGGCAAAGGCAAACGAAGAUAAAAAGGGAUUUUUUUUUUCUGUCUCUGUAAAACAAAUGCAACACUUCAAAUGCAUAAGGGACUCCAGAGAUAGAGACGACGAAACCUCUGCUAUUAGGUACAAGAGACAAACAGGUUGCCAGCCGUCGUGGUGCUGAGGCACGUCCGCCCUUGCAGGCACUCAAACAGUACAAAAGACAUUGAAUGAUAUACAUAAGCUAUCAUAUAUGUAUAUUGUACAUGUGCCAUGUUUUGUUUUUAUCAUUCUUUGGUACCACAGAUGUGAACAAAAUUAUUUGCAUAUUUGCAUUGUAUUAUUUGAAGUGAGCAGGGCCAUAUUUUCUACAUACUUUCUCUAUUAUGUAGUGAUGAUGCUGUGAUACGUUUUGACUUUGUUUGCAAAAAAAAG